This is a messenger RNA of Meloidogyne enterolobii, 1523 nucleotides long. The record is from the annotation of a GenBank genome assembly. NCBI's taxonomy places the organism in Eukaryota, Metazoa, Nematoda, Chromadorea, Rhabditida, Meloidogynidae.
AAAUUUAUUGUUCCUCACAAGAACGAGCAGUAAUUUUGGAGAAAAAGUAAUUUGGGGGAAGGGAUAGAUUAUAUGGGGAUUGAGGGAAAUUGUUUUAUUGUUUAGUAGUUUUGAUUGAGGGAAAAAGACAAUGAAAAAAAGUAAAGAAAGCGUGCAAAUAAUUCUGCAAAAAUUGACAAAAAUUAAAAAAAUUGUUUUUGUUAUAUUUGCGCUGUUAAUAAAAAAGGAGAAAAUUAAACUGAAAAUAAUUUUUAAUUAUUUUUUAAAAUAAAGGCUGAAAAAAAAUAUUUUUUUAAAUUCAUCCUUCAUUCAAUUUUGGGUUAUAAAUGACAACAACAAAUGAAAAAUCAAGUCAAAAAAAUCAACAAAAUUUAAAUAAAGAAGAUACAAAUUCACAAGAAAGACGCUCAAGCAAUUCGUCGUCAAAUAGCACCAUAUCAUCAUUGGGUAACAGCACUGGAAGCGAUUCUUUUGGAAAUUCUACAAAAGGUUUGGUUGUAAAAACUUUAAAAUAUUCUGAUGAACAACUUGCACAAACGACAACAAAAAAGUCAUUUAUUCCAAAUUUAUUGUUGGGAUCAAAUGUCUCAAAAAUUAAUCCAACAGCUAACAACCCUAACAACAAUAAUAUCCCACAAAAUCUUCAUCCUUCACUAGUUUUGGAUAAUAAAUGGAAAACUAAUGAAAAUUCUUGUGUAAAAAAGGGAAGAGAAUUUGAAAGGAAAAACUACUUGAUAUGGUCAAUAAGUAAGCCUCUACGAUGGGUACAACGUAUGAGAAGAGAAUUAAAAGACGAUUUUGGAUCAAUUUUGUUGUUACUUUUGCUUUAUCUUUUACAGGGUAUACCAUUAGGUUUAAUAGGAGCAAUUCCAUUACUUUUGCAAUCAAAAGGAAUUACUUAUGCACAACAAGCUGUUUUUUCUUUUGCAUAUUGGCCGUUUAGUAUGAAAUUAUUAUGGGCACCAAUUGUUGAUUCAAUUUACUUUAAAACUAUAGGACGUAGAAAAUCUUGGAUGGUUCCUUGUCAAUAUUUAAUUGGAAUUUUUCUUUUGGUUGUUUCUUAUCAUGUCCCAGAAAUUAUGGGAUCGGAAGAGGAUCGUGUAAAUAAAAAACCUCCCAAUGUUUUCUUUCUAAUGUGUGUUUUUCUUCCUUUAAACUUUUUGGCUGCAACACAAGAUAUUGCUGUUGAUGGUUGGGCAUUAACUAUGUUAUCUAGAAAAAAUGUUGGAUAUGCUUCUACUUGUAAUGUUGUUGGUCAAACAAUUGGUGUAUUUUUGGGAAAUGUUGUGUUUUUAGCUUUACAAUCUAAAGAAUUUGCUAAUCGUUUUCGGGCUGUGCCAGAAGAGAAAGGAUUUGUUCAGUUAGAUGGUUGGUUUUUUUUAAUUUUUUUUUUGAAAAUUCUUUUGAAAUUUUUUUUUCCUUAUUGGCUAUCUUUGGGGGUAUGCUGGAACUUUUUUUUUAAUUUUAUUUAUUUUCUUAAUACCUCUUCCUUGGGAAUUUUUAUUAAAAAAUUUUUUGAGUAA